Molecule: messenger RNA, 1817 nt
Organism: Mangifera indica (mango)
Lineage: Eukaryota; Viridiplantae; Streptophyta; Magnoliopsida; Sapindales; Anacardiaceae
Product: glucan endo-1,3-beta-glucosidase 14-like
Exons: 4
Coding region: 130-1575 (481 amino acids)
Biological process (GO): carbohydrate metabolic process
Cellular component (GO): plasma membrane
Molecular function (GO): hydrolase activity, hydrolyzing O-glycosyl compounds
Source: RefSeq, a predicted model, not a curated record
UGAUAUAAACUUAAGAAUAAAGUUCAAUGGAAAAAUCCUUCUCUCUCACUGAGAAAACGACCGCCAAAAAAAGUCCUUCAGUCUGUUUCAUUUCCAAACAAAUCUGACUCAGAUCCAUUCCUUCAUUAAAUGCCUAUGUUAAGCCUUUACAAAGUGCUAAAGCUGGAAUUUUUUUUGUUUUAUGUUUUUAUUCUUUCACCAAGACGUAUGAGGAAAAGCUUGCGCUUCUUUCUUCGGUUUCAUUUCCUGUUCCUUUUCUUCUUUACUACACUUGCACCUAAGGUGGUGCAAGCCUUCACUGGAACUUAUGGAAUAAAUUAUGGAAGGAUUGCAAAUAACAUUCCAUCACCUGAUGAAGUUGCUACCCUUCUCAGGGCUGCAAAGAUAAAGAAUGUUCGUAUUUAUGAUGCUGAUCACAGUGUUCUCCAGGCCUUCAGUGGGACUGGACUUGAAAUUGUGGUUGGACUUCCGAAUGGAUAUCUGAAAGACAUGAGUGCCAAUGAGAGUCGUGCCAUGAGUUGGGUUAAAGAAAAUGUGCAGUCCUUCCUUCCGGGUACGAAAAUUGUUGGAAUUGCUGUGGGGAAUGAAGUUCUGGGAGGGGAUGAUUAUGAACUGUGGGGAGCUCUUUUAGGCGCAGUUAGAAAUGUUUACAAUUCUAUAAAGAAGCUUCAUUUAACUGACAUAGUUCAGAUCACCACAGCUCAUUCGCAGGCUGUUUUUGAUAAAUCCUACCCACCCUCUUCGUGUAUAUUUAGAGAUAAUGUUGCCCAGUAUAUGAAGCCAUUAUUGGAUUUUUUCUCUCAAAUUGGCUCUCCUUUCUGUUUAAAUGCUUACCCAUUUUUGGCCUACAUGGGUGAUCCAGAGAAUAUAGAUAUUAAUUAUGCUCUUUUCCUGUCAACUCAGGGGAUUGAUGACUCAAAUACUAAUCUGCAUUAUGAUAAUAUGCUUGAUGCUCAGAUUGAUGCAGCGUAUGCUGCUUUAGAAGAUGCUGGAUUUAGAAAGAUGGAAGUUAUAGUUACUGAGACUGGGUGGGCUUCACAGGGAGAUGACAAUGAAGCAGCUGCAACUGUUGAUAAUGCUAGAACAUACAAUUAUAAUCUCCGGAAAAGGCUUGCAAAGAAGAAAGGAACUCCACUUAGGCCGAAGAAUGUGGUAAAGGUUUAUAUUUUUGCAAUUUUUAAUGAAAAUUUGAAACCGGGGCCAACUUCUGAGAGGAACUUUGGACUAUUUAAGCCUGAUGGGGGCAUAGCAUAUGACAUCGGAUAUCAUGGUCUGAAAUCUUCGUCUGCUGAUUCAUUGCAGAAGAAUUUUAUGAGAAGCAUUUGGAAAAAGAUUAGGAGAAGAGCAGCUCUGAACAUCAUUACACAGAGAAGAACUCAUUUUAUUAACUGCUACCAAUUUCAUAUAUGGCAAACUGCAUCUCAUACCAGCUCUCAUCAUGCCUUCCUGUUCUUUGACCGAAUGAUCUUCCUUCAUCUUUAUAUAAUCAAAUGCUUGCGGCAUCACACUUCAACAUCAAAAUUUUUUAUUUUUUUUUCAAUGAAUCUCUUUAUACUAAGCCUGAAAAGACAGUAGAAGUCUUUUAUGACCACUUUGAAUUGAUAUAUCCUACCAACCCACUGUAAGAAAUGGGAAUGAGAACGUAAAAAGACUUAAGAGGGAGAAGAUAAGUAAUCUUAUACUGCAAUGCGCCUUUUCAGCAGUUAAUUUGACCUCAAAUGGAAGAGGAUUAACUAUGAAAUAAAUUUUGAGACUCAAUUUUGAGUACUCAAAAUUAUGUAUGUAUGGUAUUAUUUUUAGGGCCAUUUGGUUUCAGA